AUGGCAUCCUGGGCGGAGCACUUGACGGCCGAUCUGUCGUCAGCGCUUUGCGUGGAUGUCGUCGAAGAGCGGGUGCCCACCCGCGAGCUGCACAUCUGCGUUCGGCCUGCCGAGUCGAAGCGGUCCACGCUGCCAAGGUUGGACGAAGUCGCAGGUCCCGAAGAAGGCAUCGAGUGGGACUGGUUUCAGCGCGCUUCUUUCGCUUGCACCGAGAAUUCGGAAAGCGUCCUUGUUGCUGCCCCCACUUCAGCAGGGAAGACGGCGGUCGCCCGCAACGUCAUCAAGAAAUGCAUCGCCACUGGAGGCCGCUGUGUUUACACAGCUCCCGUCAAAGCCUUGUCGAAUGAGAAGUUCCGGGAUUUUGUCGGCGAGUUUGGGGCGGAGAAGGUCGCGCUACUUACGGGCGAUGCCCAAGCGGGCAACAUGGAGCGCGCACAAGUAGUUGUGAUGACAACCGAAGUGCUAGUCAGCAUUCUGCACAGCGACCACUUCUCCGACGACUUGCAAGAUGCGGGCAGCGAUGGGCCCCAGGAUCGCCGAGAGCUAAUGCGCAAGCUGUCGUAUGCCAUCUUCGACGAAGUCCACUACAUAGCAGACGACGAGCGUGGCACGACUUGGGAAGAGGCCAUCGUGUUGCUGGAGCGUCACAUUCCUCUCGUUUGCCUUUCUGCAACGAUACCGAACUUUGUUGACCUGGUGGGUUGGAUGGCGCAAACACGGCAUGCCCCGUGCCACGCCGUCUUCACCCGGUGGAGGCCAGUGCCCCUGGUGCAUGGAGUCGUUGCGUGCCCGCCCGCCGAGACCAUGGAGAUCAUCUCGGAUAGAAAGGGCAAGUUCAGGAAACUUCGCUACCAGGAUGCUGUGAUGCACUUGCCGAAGCCUCCCGAGAAGCCACCGCGAGAUCUCGACCGUGGCCAGGACCUCGUCUCCAUCCUGCACGCUUGCAGGUCCAGCAAGCAGAUGCCCCUCAUCAUCUUCUCCUUCUCCAGGCGAGAGGCAGCAGAGAUGGCCCGGAAAUUGGCACCUUCCGUGCGCUUCCGGGCGGAGAUGAGGAGGAAAGUUUGUCGACAAGUGGCAGAGGUCGUGGAGAAGCAGCUGGCCGAACAAGAUCGCAGCUUGCGCUCGGUUCGAGAGUGCGAAUUUCUGCUGAGCAGGGGCGUGGGCCUUCACCAUGGUGGGCUACUACCUGUCUUGCGAGAACUCACAGAGAAGCUCUUCAAGGAGGGCUUCGUUCGAGUCCUCUGCACGACGGAGACCUUCGCCGUGGGAGUGAACAUGCCGAGCCGGGCUGUGAUCUUCAAUUGGCCCCGGGGGAGCGAAUUCAAGAAGUUUGAUGGAAACGAGCAGCGCCCAAUUCGGGGUGGCGAGUAUAUGCAGAUGGCAGGAAGGGCAGGAAGGCGGGGUCAGGAUGCGCAGGGGAACGCAUGGAGCAUGAUGACGCAGCAAGUGGAAGCUGGCUUCGUGCACAAGCUUGUCGUUGGUAGAGCCGAGCCUGUGGAAAGCAAGUUCACACUGAGUUUUUCCUUAAUCCUUCGCUGCCUUCGUUCUGGGGGAGGCGUUCUAACGUUGCUGCUCAUGCAGAGCUUCAAGCAGUUCGAGACUGGAAAGUCGGACGAGCUGAUCUUUCAGCAGGAGCUGUCGAGGAAGCUCGAAGUGCUGGUCCGACAGGGUCUUCUUGAAGACGGCUGGCGGCUGACAUUGCUGGGCCGCGCCUGCGCCCACAUCCAGGUACCGACGCCUCCGCUCGUGUGCUUCAGGAUCUGGGACAUGCCCAUGGAACUCCGCAGAGGGAAUUCGGCAAAUCACCUGGUCGCCUUCUUGAGCUGUUUUGUGAACGACCUGGAAGAAGAGGAGGAGGUUUUGACCCACCGCGACUUCGACCCCUACUGGGCCUGGUGUGAGGCGACGUCUGCGCAGGUCUUCGCAGACUUGCGAAAGUGUAAGAUUCUCCACUCUCCGCCAAACUUGGAAAUUCAACAGCUUCGAAAGCGGGCGGGCUUUGUUGAAGCUGUCUUGAAGUGGAUGAAUGGCGAAAACUUUGAGAGCUGCAGUGAAGCCGCUGGCGGGUCUGAAUACGAUGGGAUUCUAACGCGGGUGUUGCGAAGAACGUACCUGUUUCUGAAACAGCUCGAGGAGGCUUCAAACCUCCAGACAGAAGAGGUUGACAGUGACUUCAAUGUGUUUGCCCAGACCUUGAAAGAUGCAAGGCACCGUCUCCAUCGUGGAGGCUCCGCUCAUCGCUCGCUUCCGUUUCUGGAAUCGAUCUUUCUGCCGAUAGCCUUUGAGCCCGACACGCUGGACACAAGUACCCUGCGCAAGUCGCAGGCUCCAUGCCCCUACGAAGCAGGGACGGAAAUCGAUCUGUCACCGAAGGAGAUUGGAUUCUCCCACUUCUCCAUCUCGGCGCACUUUAAGGAUGGAAAGAGCAUCGCUUCUACCUUGAAAGAGCUUCUUCAGGGCAAGUCCACGAGUGAGAUCCCCAUUGUGGAGGUGUACUGGACGGAGGGGCAGUUCUGGACCAUGGCGAAUCGACGCCUGGCCGUUUUCCGACUCUUUCAGCAGAUGCGGCCGGCAGAAGGCGCCACCAUCAGAGUGCGGGUCGCGGACGACGCUGCCGCAGAAAAGUGGGGCUUCUGGAGGCGGUGGACCACUGGGUUGUGGAGGGGCCGCCGAGCUCAGAUUCGGACGACCUCUGAGAUGAUCGGCCGCACUGCAGAGGAGACGUUCUUCCACUCCCUGGAGGCCCUUGAGGCCGGCGCGGAGCCGGUUUUGGAGCAGACGGGCUUGGAGCAGACGGGCUUCAGCAGUGCACCGAGGCCUGAGAGAAUGGUCAAAGUCCUUGAGGAACUGCAGUGCGAAGGUGAAGGUACCGGGGAGGAUGUGGGCUUGGACGGACAGGUCCCAGAACUUCCAGAACUAGACGAAGACAGCGAAGAGCUGGAGAUGGAGGACAACAGCAUCGUGCUGACCCAAUCUCACGUUUCCCGAUUCCUGAUCACCAGGCAGCUGGACGACCAACUGGCUCCAGAACUCUGGAGGUUCUCCAUCUCGCAGCCUGUGACUGCGAAAGACUUGCUGCGAUCCCCCUUGUCAUAUGAGCUCACGAUCGACACGCCGAUUCCCGACACGUUCUGCAACCAGUACGAGUACCUGAGCCUUGGCAGAAAGCAUGGUUUAAAUGAGCACAACCACAGGCGCAGCUUUGCUCUGCCAAUGCUGGAGGAGCUGCGUGAGGACUUGAAGAAAUCCUUGGACCCCUAUGAUUUGGACCUGGAGGCUGCAGAGGAAGUGCGCCUGGUUCCGCUGGAGGUUGCACACGAGACGAUGAAGGCGGAGAAAAAGGACAUUCCUCGCAUACCCCCAUGGUUUCCCGAAUCGGAUUCUGAAGAGGUGAUGCUGGUGCUGGCUGGCCGGGGUCAGGCAAAGUGUGCCCAAGGAGCUCCAGGCCAAAUGUGCCUGCUCUUCCAGGAUGGUGCCAUCACGAAGCCAGCCGCCUUGCCUGGCCCGCUGGUUGCAGAAGAGAUGCCCCGCGAGGCCCUUCCAUUGCAAGUACAUCCUGGAGGUUGUUACCGGCUGGGCCUUCUUCACACCACGCCGAAGAGCAAGCAUGCAGUGGUCCUCAUCUCGCAAGACAAGCGCUUGCCGCCGUGUGAUGCCACCGACAUGUUUGAGGUCCUGUACGCUGGAGGCUGCGAAGAAGCAAGCGCAGACAUACAGCUGAUCAAGAGUCCGAGCUUGGAGGGCGUUUGGCGAAUUGGCCAUGUCAGGAGAGACGGGCGAGCCUGGAAGUUGGGCAUUCGAUCGGGGAACUUAGUCAGAGCUGUAGAGGGCUGGGAUGGCGAGCCUGUGAUGCAGGAUGCCUCAGCAACGGGGGUGAGGUUGCUCGUUGAAGGCAAGCCAAAAAAGUGGAGGCUUGCCAUGUUAAGUUGUCAUGCUCUGACAUCCAUCCGCAUCGGAGCCGCCCUGGCCAACCCUGGCGGCCACCAUCCAAUUUUCUGGCAGCGUGAGAUCUCUGGUCGCCGCGACUGUGAUGCCAGCACCUUCACUGGGACCUCCGAGGCGCAGUGUGCUGCCAUGCGUUCCGGCCUGACCGAGGCGGACCUGCAAGACAUGGGCUUGAACCUUUCGCAAGCACGCGCGGUCCAGAAGCUGGUUGACUGUCCGCAUGGCGUUCGCCUGGUGCAGGGCCCUCCAGGAACUGGCAAGACCCAUACGCUGGCGGUGCUUCUGGAGCAGUGCGCGAAACUGGCGCUGUGCGUCAAGGCCAAGGAGGAUGCCGACGAUUCUGCGCAGGCACCAAAAAGCAAAGGGAGGAACCGUUUCCAAAAGCGCGCCCGCGGCAGCAAAUGCGAAAACCUGCCGGAGCCACCGGACGUCGACACGAGGAAGCGCCAUGCGAACCGAUGCCUUGUGUGUGCUCCGACCAACAUCGCCGUGCAGGAGGUGCUGCGACGCCUGCUGGAUCGCCUUGGUGCUGAGCACCGGUGUCAGGUGGUCCUGGUGGCAACACAAGACCGUGCGGGAAUCCCGUGGUCAGAUCUGCGUGGUGAUGAUGCCCGGCUUUCAGGUGUUCUUCUUGACCACAGGAAGAAGCGCGUCAAACGCAUCGCUCGCUUCUGGCUUGGGGAGGGCUUUGGGAAGGCGAAGCCGUAUCUCCAGCAACCUCCAUGGGCGUAUGAAGCAGGAAACUCUUGCUUUGCCCUCUUGGUGAGCGAUCCUGUGCAGGCCUUCGCUUGCUGGCACUCGUCCAAGGGUGGCAAGGGUGGCAAGGGCAAGGAGAAGCCAGGCCAGGACGCCGUUCAGGUCGUGCGCCUCCUGGACUUCGUGCAUCGGAAGCUUAAGGACAUUCUGAACACUGUCCAGGACCAAGAGGUCGAGCUCUGCAGUGAGGUUGCCUUUGCAACGCAAGAGUUCUCCCCUUUCAUGUGCUCCAGGCAGGAGAGGCGGAGGUUGUCAGCUGAAGCAGAAGUCUUCCGCACCCUCCAAGCCUUGCGCGACCAGCUCGAGCUCUUCAAGCAAAAGCUUGCGGAGCUCCUGGAGCUCUGGGAGCCGGAGGCUUCUGCCUCGUCCGAGUGGGUGGAAGUCCCUCCUCGAAGUCCUCGAAAGGGAGUAGCGGCGGCUGCGGCAGGUUCCGAAGAGGGCGGGGCGGUCGGGGAGUCCGUUGGCAGUGCCGGCAUCGCUAGGGACAUGGCGCAGAUGGCGCAGGACCGGAAGCGUGCCUACGCGCUGGUGGACUGGGUGGUUAAUCAUGAGGCGGAUGCGAAGGCCAAGGCCUUGGAAGCAUUGAUCGAACUCCUCGGAUUGGAUGCAUCUCCAAUUGCCCCGACACCCGCGACAUCGGAGGAGGCCCUGGCUGCUGCCGAGAAGCGUCUCAAGGUCCUCUUACAUCCGGACAAGGCAUCCCCAGACAUGAGGCUUUGCGCCACGGCUGCUUUCCAGAAUCAGGAGCUGGCCAUGGAGGCAGUGCGCAAGUCCUUGAAAUGUCCAGUCCCUGGCACCGCACAGAAUGAACGGACCCAGGACGCCCAGGAUGUGGAGCCCUCCAGGAGCUUCGAGAUCAACGUGGAUGCACGCCUGCGGACCAUGCUUUCCCAACAGACUUUGGAUGCUCUGGAUGCAGCCUCGGCCGUUCACGUCGAGCUGUUGCAUGCCUGCAUGGCCGUGCGGACGGCGCAGUCGUCCUUCCUGAAAGGAGCGCUCCUGAGGAGGGCGGCCUUGGUGUUCUGCACCCUCACGGUGGCAGGGCGGAGCAGCAUCUGUGGCCAGCAGAUCCCGACAGUCCUCAUCGAUGAGGCCUGCCAAGCAUGCGAAGCCGAGACCCUCGUGGCACUGCGCAGCUGGGUGCAGCGCCUCUUCCUGGUGGGCGACCCGCGACAGCUCCCGGCCACCGUGUCGUCGACGCUGGCCAAGCGUGCGGGUUAUGCACGUUCCAUGUUCGAGCGCCUAGAGCAAUUCGGAACUGAACCAGAUCUCUUGGAGGAGCAAUACCGCAUGGAUCCACCGAUCCUGUGCUGGUCCAAUGACUGCUUUUACGCUGGACGUAUCCGGACGGCCGACAACGUCUUGCAAAGAGAGACCUUCCUGGAUCCAGAUGCGGAUGCCUUGAAUCCUCUUGAGCAGCAUCGGAUUGGUCCUUUUCGGCUGAUGGACACUUCUCAGGAACGUUGGAUGGAGGAACAGGUACGCUUUUCAUAUCGCAAUCCUCGCGAAGCUGAUUUCCUCAUGCAAAUUCUGCACCAGUUCUUCCGCAAGUGCCGGCCACAAAUGGGAACUACCGUCGGUAUCAUCACACCGUACCGUGCCCAGGUAGAACUUUUCGAAGAUCUCUUGAAAAAGGCCCACGAUCGCGUCCGUAGUUGCACAUCCGUGGCAACUGUGGAUGGAUUUCAAGGGAACGAGCGGGACAUCAUCGUCAUUUCCACUGUCAGGUCUGGCAAGAGCAUCGGCUUCAAUGCAGAUGAGCGGCGGCUGAAUGUGGCGGUCACCAGAGCCAAGCGCAAUGUCUGGAUUAUCGGAGACAUGGAAACUCUCUACCAUGGACAGUCUAAAGGCAAUGCUUGGCGAGACCUGCUGGAAUUUGCUCGGCUGCGUGCAUGGGUCCUCCCUGCCGGCACCCGAGCUGAGUCACCACAGCCGCCAAAGCCAGCAAAGUCACCAGAUCCGCCAGCCACGCCUGACAUUUUGUGGACGGAGCUGCAGAGAGCUGAGUGGGAGGAGCAGAAGGCGUUUGGCUGGAUGAGGAUGCGGCUUGUGGCCGGAUACCUGCAGGCGUACUGCAGCCUCUGUGAUCGCGUGGCUGAAGACGGUCACUUGGAAAGCCCAGCGCACCAGGAGGCGAAGCGGGACCCAUGCAAGAGAAUGGCAUCCCAGAGCCGGCUGGAGGGCUUCUUCGUGCGAUUGCAGCUUGACCCGGAAGAGGAGCCCGGCCUCUCCCUCGCGGUGUGCGACCGCGGGGACCGCGCCUUCGCCGUGUCGGUGGCGCCGGGCUCAGCCAUGGAGCGGUGGAACGAGUGGGCAGGACAAUUCGACCUUCAGGUCGCCGAGGGCUGCCAAGUCCUGGAAGUGGAUGGCUUGAGAGGGCCAGCGGCUGUCGCAGCAUUAGAGGCGCUGUCUGGUGAUGGCCCCCACAAGCGCCGCCUGGGCUUCACUGUUGCCAUGGGUUCCCAGAGCGAGGGUACAGAGGAGGCUUCGCCGACAAGCGGUGCCCAACAGUCUCAAGAAUCGGAAGGGUGGGAAGCUCGGCAAGCUCGGCAGGCUCGGGAAGCUCGGGAAGCCCAACAUGCCCAGCAUGCUCAAGCUGCUUGGGGGACUUGGGGAACUCCUUUCGAGCCGCGGCCCACCAGCCCAGAGGUGCGCCGUGGUGGUGCCGUGACAAGCUCAGAUAAGUGGCCAUCUGUUAGCGACAUCGCUGGCCCAGGAGUCAUGUGGCAGGCCCUCUACAGCGGCCUUUGUGCCAAGAAAGCUCCUGACCUGGCUUCGGACCAGAUUGGCAGGAACCUUGACUCUGGUGAUGUCGUGAUCCAGCCUGCGAGAUGUGUUCAGUUGACUUCUGGUCCAGCAGCCGGGUUGCUUCGAAUGCCCAUCUCGAUGGAUUCAAUGGAGGAUCACUUGGCUUGGGUCACUCUCGAUGCACGGCCUUGCUCGGACGGCAGGCUUCAUUUUAGUCCCGGGUGCUCUGGUUGCCUGUGGAUGGCUCAGCGAAAGGUUGUCGUGAGGAGCGAGUGCAGCCUCGAAUCGGCUGUCGUUGCCGAGCUCCCUGCAGGGACGCUUGUCCGGCAAGACGGUAUCUGCAAGCUGACGGGAAAGACUUUGCGAAUGCCAGUCUGGACGUCUGACUCGGCUGACUCGUUUGGCUGGGUGACACUGUCUGCACCAGAUGCUGGGGCUCCGCUGUUGACAUUCCACCUGCCCGGCGGCCCAGGCCGGUGCUGGCGUGCGUUGGAGCCGCUCAAACGUCGACAGGGCCAAGCUUUGGACUCUGCACUUGUCGAGCCCCCAGUCGAAGCCGGAGAACUGGUUCUCCAAGAAGGUGACGCCGUCAAGCUUUCGAAUGGCGUCGUUCGCCUCCCAAUCAGGCGCAAUCACGAGACGCAGGUGGCCUGGGUGACUUUGCACUCGCUUUUUGUGAGCGAUGCCUCAGGAUAUGUGUACCUUUGCAGCCGCAGCACCUAG
Messenger RNA from Symbiodinium natans, 8172 nucleotides. NCBI's taxonomy places the organism in Eukaryota, Dinophyceae, Suessiales, Symbiodiniaceae. The record is from the annotation of a GenBank genome assembly.